CUCUAAUAAUACCAGGAGUUGCCAGCACCAAUUAAGACCCAAGAUUAAAGAAAUCAAGAUGGUGAAACUCAGACAUCACACGAUAGGAGAAUGUGAAUUAAAUCAGAACUGCCACAAACUCCACACUUUUGUGACUCAAAGCUGGUAAACAAUUUAUUUCAGGCAGAACCCCCACUCCAAGCAAGAUUCCAAGCCCUCAGGAAUGUUGGGAUCCUCUAUAUAAGCUCCAGUGCCUGGGUCCAUCCAGACACUUCUCACAGAUCAUUCACCUUGUGGAGAUAACCUCAUCUCUCUCACGCCAAAAUGUCCUGCUACGACCUGUGCCCCCCCAGAACCAGCGUGGCUGUGCCCCAGCCCAUCGCUGAGAGCUGCAACGAGCUGUGCGCCCGCCAGUGCCCCGACUCCUCUGCCUUCAUCCAGCCACCACCUGUGGUGGUCACCUUCCCCGGCCCCAUCCUCAGCUCCUUCCCCCAGCAGGCCGUGGUGGGCUCCUCCGGAGCACCGGCCUUUGGCGGCUCCCUGGGGCUGGGCGGCCUCUACGGCGCCGGCGCCACCCAGGCCUCGGGGGGCCUCUGCACCUUUGGCAGAGCCUACGCUGCUCCCGCCUGCAGCCCUUGCGUCCUGCCCCGCUACAGCAAGAAGCUCUGGGACACCUGCGGGCCCUGCUAG
Messenger RNA from Passer domesticus (house sparrow), 669 nucleotides. Its product is annotated as scale keratin-like. Gene Ontology annotation, cellular component: intermediate filament. The coding region runs from base 304 to 669 and encodes 121 amino acids. The record is from RefSeq and is a predicted model, not a curated record. NCBI's taxonomy places the organism in Eukaryota, Metazoa, Chordata, Aves, Passeriformes, Passeridae. The transcript has 2 exons. Gene Ontology annotation, molecular function: structural constituent of cytoskeleton.